Nematolebias whitei (Rio pearlfish) is the source of this 1986-nucleotide messenger RNA. RefSeq names its product carboxypeptidase Z-like. The record is from RefSeq and is a predicted model, not a curated record. Gene Ontology annotation, molecular function: zinc ion binding; protein binding; metallocarboxypeptidase activity. The coding region runs from base 1 to 1986 and encodes 661 amino acids. Gene Ontology annotation, biological process: proteolysis. The transcript has 11 exons. Lineage: Eukaryota; Metazoa; Chordata; Actinopteri; Cyprinodontiformes; Rivulidae.
AUGCUGCUGGUCUUGCUGCAGGUGUUGGUCGGUGUGUCCGGCGCGUUGCCUCAAUGUGACCCGCGAAUCAGAGGACUGUGCAAGCCAACAGUGCAAGAAAAGCCCAAAUGUGCAGAUUUAGUGCUGUCCUACUGUGAGGACAUGGCCUACCCCCAGACCAUGUUCCCAAACAUCCUCGGCCACAAGACCCGUAAGGAUGCAGAGGCCAGCGUGGAGUACCUCCUCAUCAGCGUGGCUGACUCUCUGCUCGGUGGCCAGUGUAACCCUGAGAUACGCAUGCUGGCCUGCUCGGUGCUGACCCCACGCUGUGAGAGGAACGCAGUGCUGAGACCCUGUCGAAGCGCAUGUGAAACCGCGCACAAAAAGUGCCGAAACGCUUUCGAUGAGAUCGAGAUGGCUUGGCCCUACUUCCUGGAUUGUGACAGAUUCUUUGCCAGCGAUGAAGAGGAAUGUUAUGACCCACUAGAAGGCCUCAAAGAGCGGGAGGCAGAGGAAGAGACAGACAUGGAUGCUCCUCCUUUUGAAGAACCUUCUGCAUCAAUACAGUUUACUUACCACUCCAACGCUCAGAUGUUCAGCGUCUUAAAGAAAACCGAGGAUCGGUGCGCCGACAUCGCCAGAACCUACAGCAUCGGCCGCAGUUUGGAGGGCAGGGAGCUGCUGGUGAUCGAGUUUUCAAACAAUCCUGGGGAACAUGAGCUACUGGAGCCAGAGGUGAAAUACAUUGGAAACAUGCAUGGAAAUGAAGUCGUGGGCCGCCAGCUGCUCAUAUACCUGGCGCAGUACCUUUGCUCCGAGUAUCUGAAGGGAAACGAGCGCAUUCAGACCCUCGUCAACACAACCCGUAUUCACAUCCUGCCCUCCAUGAACCCUGAUGGAUAUGAGGUGGCUGCAUCUGGAGCCAAUGACGACACCUACGGUGAUGAUGAGGGACACAGACAUGGCUCUUGGAACAUCGGCCGAAACAACGCCCAGAACAUUGACUUGAACCGAAACUUCCCCGAUUUGACGUCCAUCGUUUACAGACGACGCAGACAAAGGAGCUUUCGCACCAACCACGUCCCAAUCCCAUACAAUUACUGGUUUGAUAAGGUUGCGCCAGAGACGUAUGCUGUCAUGAAGUGGAUCCGCUCCAUCCCGUUUGUGCUCUCUGCUAACUUCCACAGCGGGGACCUGGUGGUGUCCUACCCCUACGAUCUGUCCAAACAUCCACAUGGACACAGCAUGCUGUCCCCGACACCAGACGAUAAAGUUUUUAAACUUCUCGCAGGCACGUAUGCAAACGCCCACAGAACAAUGUCCAGUAAAGAAGCACAUUGUGGGUCGUCUCGUGCAAACAACCAGAAAGGGAUCAUUAAUGGAGCUCAGUGGUACAGCAUCACAGGGGGUAUGCAAGACUUCAACUAUCUUCACACCAACUGCUUUGAGGUGACGGUGGAACUGGGGUGUGAGAAGUUCCCUCCUGAGGACGAACUCUUUCCGGUGUGGAACGAUAACCAAGAAGCUUUGAUUGCCUUCAUGGAGGCAGCUCAUAGAGGAAUUAAAGGUAUUGUAAAAGACGAGGAGGGAAACGGGAUAAAAGAUGCAUACAUAUCAGUCAGAGGAGUAAGACAUGACAUCAUCUCAGCUGAAAAUGGGGACUACUGGCGCCUCCUCCCCCCUGGCAUCCACAUCGUUACUGCUUCAGCCCUCGGAUACACCAGGGCCACAAAGAAGGUCCACUUGCUUCCUCUUAUGCAGAGAGCAGGCCGGGUGGACUUCACGUUGCAGAAAGUUCCUCUGGAGUCUAACGUGCGUGAAGAUGUAAACAGAUUCCCGUCCAUGGAUGCCUACAAGCAUUUUGACCCGUUAAACCUGUAUGUGCAGUACACCAAGAUAUCUGAGCUGAACCAGAACCGUGAGGAGCGAGCGGAGAAGCCCUGGUGGUGGAACUACUUUGUCUCGGUGGGAGGCCAGGCCCCCAUCUGGCUGCUCAAACACUAUUAG